AUGUCCCGCCUGACGCGGCAUCUCGCCGCGCUCGCGUUGGAUCGAGGUCACCGCGUCGUGGUCCUUCGGUUCGCCGCGGUUUGGAACGCGCGGGCUGGGUGCGCGAUCGCCGCGUCGAGGAUGCUCGCGAGCGCGAGCGAGGGGGCUCGCGCGCGCGGCGACGUCGACGCGGCUGCGGCGUUGACGAAGUUGUCGGCGGGGGCGCGGCGCGGCGGCGGCGGAGGCGGGAGGGAGCGGGACGCCGGCGUCCCGCUCGACGAGAUCCCCGGGGUGUUGUGCGCGGCGACGCUGCGAUCGUUGCCCGCGGCGGGGAGCGCGGGGUGCGCGACGUGCGCGCGGUGCGCGGCGACGCACUGGGGCGGGGAAGGGAAGGCUGUCGCGUGCGCGUUUUGCGACGCUUCGUUGAGGUGA
Molecule: messenger RNA, 411 nt
Organism: Micromonas pusilla CCMP1545
Lineage: Eukaryota; Viridiplantae; Chlorophyta; Mamiellophyceae; Mamiellales; Mamiellaceae
Exons: 1
Coding region: 1-411 (136 amino acids)
Source: RefSeq, a predicted model, not a curated record